AUGGCAGCAACUUCUAAACCCUAUCAUCUUCUCUCUUAUUAUCCCACAUUAAUCUUUAUCAUCACUUACAUUUGUACUGUCAUCCUCAUAUCCUUCACCAAGGCAAAUGAGAAACUUGGUUUUAGUGUAGAACUCAUUCAUAGAGAUUCUCCAAAUUCUCCAUUCUUCGAUCACUCCACAACACCAUUGCAGAAAUUAUCCUCUGCUCUUCAUCACUCCAUGAACCGUGCUACUCAUUUCUUCUCCUCCAAACCUAAUAAAACCCUAGCUCAUCUCCACGACGACGAUCCUGAAUCUGAAAUAACAUAUGCUAGUGCAGAACACAUCAUGGCCUAUUCCGUCGGAACGCCGUCGUUUCAAACCUACGGUGUCUUCGACACAGGCAGUGAUUUUAUUUGGUUACAGUGUCACCCUUGUUACGAAUGUUACAACCAAACAAUCCCUUUGUUUGAUUUAUAUCGUCAUUCGUCAACGUAUAGAAACUACAAUUGCCAUGUCAGUGAGUGUGAAUCUGUGGAGCCCUCAGUACACGACACACAUUGUGAUGUCGUUUGGAACUGCGCCUUUGAAAUGCGGUAUUUGGGUCGUUCAACUGCGAUGGGGUUGAUCGCUCACGACACACUCACGCUUGCUUCGACGACUGGUUGUGAAGUGUCGUUUACUAAGACCCUAUUUGGUUGUGCGCAUAAAACUGUCGGAAACUUUGUUCCUGAGAGUUCUGGUAUUGUUGGUCUGGGACGAGGUCGUUUCUCGUUGAUCUCACAAAUGGGCUCUUCUGUUCAACGGAGGUUCUCGUACUGUUUGACUUCUCCAUAUUUAUCAUCAAGUGGGAGUAACAGUAAGUUGCAUUUUGGACAAAACGCUGUCGUUUCUGGACCUGGGACUGUCUCCACACCGCUCGUAUCAUCAGGAGAUUACUCAAACGAACACUAUUAUGUUAUCUUGGAAGGAGUUAGUGUGGAAGACACAAAAAUAGAGUUUGACGGAGGUGGGAAGACAGCCUCAUCAAUAGUGGAGGGCAAUGCAGUAAUUGACUCAGGGUCAAGAAUGUCAUUAUUGCCGGAAAAUUUGUACUACCAUGUGGAAUCAGAAGUGGCAAAAAGGAUUAAGCUGAAUCGCAGUGAUAAUCCACACAAACCUUUCAAACUUUGCUAUGAAUCAGAAAGCAUUGAAAGUGUUAAAGCUCCAAUUAUAACGGUUCAUUUUAGAGGUGCAGAUGUGAAGCUAAGUCCAAUUAAUAGCUUCCUUCUUGUUUCUCAAAAUGUAGCGUGCUUUGCUUUUGCCAGCUUCUCAGAAAUAGACAUGGGGCUCAUAGGUAACUUGGCUCAGAUUAACUUGUUGGUUGGGUUUGACUUUCAAAACAAUAUUGUCAACUUUAAGCCUAUGGAUUGUACCAUGCUCUGA
Molecule: messenger RNA, 1404 nt
Organism: Prosopis cineraria
Lineage: Eukaryota; Viridiplantae; Streptophyta; Magnoliopsida; Fabales; Fabaceae
Product: aspartic proteinase CDR1-like
Exons: 3
Coding region: 1-1404 (467 amino acids)
Cellular component (GO): extracellular region
Source: RefSeq, a predicted model, not a curated record